GAUCUCGUUUGCCUUUGUUGUCUAUGUGGUAAAACAUUCCCUAACCAGCGACUUCUUCACAAACAUUUCCAAGCAGCACAUGAGGAAGAAGAUGAAAUAAAGCCUGAUGGUUUGAUUGCUGAAAUCAAGAACGAAGCUUUGUGUCCAAAAGAAGACACCUUCUCCCAAUCUAAAUCUUUAGCUUGUAAUUCAUGCGGAAAGGUGUUCACAAAAAGCUGCAACCUUAAUUCUCACAUUAAGGCGGUUCAUAGAGGUACAAUCGUUUUUUAUUUAUUGUUAGGCGUUAAAUCUUUUGAAUGCCCUCAUUGCUUCAAAGGCUUUUCGAGAAAUUCGGAUCUCCAAAAGCACGUUGACGCUGUACAUAAAGGUACUUGGCAUAGUUUUAAAACCUUUCAGGACUUCGACCCUAUGAGUGCCGUAUGUGUGGUAAAAGGUUUUCGCAAAAGUCUAGCCUCAAGCGCCACGUUGAAGCUGUACACGAAGGUAAUUAAAAUAAAGAAUUCUGAUCAUUUAGGCAUAAAAUCUUAUCAAUGUCUGAUUUGCCUUGCUCGUUUCUCUUAUGACGUUCAUCUGAGAAGGCAUGUUCGAUCUAAGCACAAGGGAAAUGUCAUUUCAGGUGCUCCCUCAUCGUCAUCUGCAUUGUGGAGCAGAAAAUAUUCAAAGUACUCCAGCAUCAGUCAACUGCAGUCAAGUUCCUGCAUGGCUAUCGAUCUAUCUCUGAAUCGCAAUUUGGAGACUCGUGGCGACUCCAGUACCGGUUCUGUUAAAAUCGAUACAAUUCUCACAGACUACCACGCUCCACCUCAUCAGGAUCAUCGCGCAUUUCAUCAAAGUUCACAUCAGUCGGAUUCUGCUGUUUUUUCUAGCAACCCACAUUUAUACCAGAUGCAUGAAAAAUUGACUACCACUACCUCCGCCAGUGGAGCCGUUUGA
Molecule: messenger RNA, 933 nt
Organism: Protopolystoma xenopodis
Lineage: Eukaryota; Metazoa; Platyhelminthes; Monogenea; Polystomatidea; Polystomatidae
Source: the annotation of a GenBank genome assembly